UUAAGCAAAACUCUCUUUCUGCAUUAACAGAAUCUCUGGAAAUGUAAAACAAUACAACCUCUAGGCAGUAUUGACUGGCACAUACGUUCGAUAACAUGUAAGCAUCCAACACAUUCCAAACUCGGGCUGACCCGUACUACAAUAAACUACUUUAGAAGCCAAAAAGAAGGAUCCAAGACAGCAAAACAGAGGACAUUCUUAAGCAUCAGCAAUUGUAACUUCCACCUCAACACCUGGCUCAAUGGUGAUGGAGGUAAUCUGCUUCACCACCUCCGGGGAGCUGAACAGGUCGAUGAUGCGCUUGUGAACACGGAGCUCAAAUCUGUCAAAGGUGUUGGUUCCUUCACCACAAGGGGACUUCCUGGUGGUAAUAAGAAGGGUCUUGGUGGGCAUUCUUACGGGUCCCUUCACCCUCAGCCUCUUGUCCUUGGCACCGCGAACGAACAAUCGGACCUUUCUCGAGGUUCUUCACAUUCUUGGAGGACAGAGUGAUCCUGAUCUUGUGGGUUUGCUCUUGAGGCUCCUCAAUCCCAGCCUUCGCAGGCUUAAUUGCAGCAUAAGUCGCCAUUAUCGAUAUAGCCUUCGUUCGUUAGCUCGGCGAGCAGGAUGCAGCUAGGCUUUGAGUGGCGGCUUCUCUUUCUGCUAACGAUGGAAGACGGAGACGAAGAAUUGGAACCCUUAUACCUACGUUAGGGUUUUUCCGCCGAGUUUAUAAAUUAGUGGGCUUCUAUCGCUUAGGCCCGGUUUCUUUUUGGUAUCAAAGUAAUAAGACGUGUGGGCUAAAUAGCCCAGGAGCAGGUUUCGCUUCCUUCCUGUCUCUCUCUCUCCCUGGCGCUUGCUUUUAGAAAAGGAGAGGAGAGCAGCCUAAACCAAUUACGCCAUUCCUUAGAUUCUCUUUCUCUCCACAGUGAUUUCACUCCAAUCUCCAUUCUUACUUACUUUUCCUUUUCUCUCUCCCUCUGCAAAAACCCAACACACUGAAAUCAUUCCUGUCCCCCCGUGCAUGAAGAGCUGCUAGCUAGCAACUACUUUUUUUCUUCUGGGGUUUUGGCCCUCUCUGCAAUUUGUCCUUGCUUCUCCCUCUCCUCCUCUCUAAUUAGGGAACGAGUCCAAUCUUGGACCCGAUCUAUAAUGACCAAGGUUAGUCCACUUGGAGAGCAGAUGAUUGGAAUGGAGAUCUUCCUUCCAGUUUCAGCUGAUGUCAGCUUCCCUUUGGACCGGUUUCCCAAGUACAAGCUAGGACCUGAGAAUCAGGUAGUAGAAGAGCCAAAAGAGGAUGAAAAGGGACCAUUGUUGAAGUACAUUGUUGAGCAGGAGACAGCACAGCUCUCAGAACAGCAUAAACGCCUGUCGGUUCGUGACCUGGCCAGUAAAUUCGACAAGAACUUGGCUUCUGCUGCUAAGUUGGCCGAGGAGGCGAAACUUAGAGAAGUGGCUUCUCUGGAGGGGCAUGUGCUUUUGAAGAAGCUGAGAGAUGCAUUAGAAUCUUUGAGAGGACGUAUGGCAGGGCGAAACAAAGAGGAUGUGGAGUAGGCUAUCUCUAUGGUGGAAGCAUUGGCUGUGAAGCUGACUCAAAAAGAAGGUGAACUAAUUCAGGAGAAGUUCGAAGUGAAAAAGCUUGCAAACUUCCUUAGACAGGCUUCAGAAGAUGCUAAGAAGCUGGUCAGCCAAGAAAGAUCGUUUGCAUGUGCUGAAAUAGAAAGCGCCCGGGCUGUUGUUCAGAGGUUUGGGUAGGCCUUAGAGGAAGAAGAAAAGAAUGCUCAACUUCUAAAAACUUGUCUCCUAAUGUGGAGGUACUACUUGAGGAGGUUCAAGAGGCUAGAAGAAUCAAAUUGAUGCAUUACCCGAGCAAGGGGAUGGACAUGGAGCAUGAACUUGGUGCACUCAGAGCUCAAAUCCGCGAGAAAGCCAUCUUCUCUGUGAAACUUCAGAAAGAGCUGCCAAUCAGCAAACGAGUAGAGGAGAACAAAUUAGCAAUAUACAGAAUAGAAGGCUCUGAUACUCUCGGUUCGUGUUUGCGUCUCCAUCCUCGUAUUAAUGAUGCUCCACUACUUUCAAAAUGCUCAAUUCAGUGGUACCGCGUCUCAUCUGAAGGGAGUCACAACGAAGUCAUUUUAGGCGCUGAAAAGCCAAUAUAUGCUCCUGAACCACUUGAUGUUGGCCGGGUCCUUCAAGUCAAGGUGGUUUCAAACGGCCAGAAAGUUAGCAGCGUAACAACCGCUGGUCAUAUCGAGCCAGCUCCAGGACUUAUGAGCCAUGUAGAGACACUUCUGCGAAAAUCUAGUGCUGAAUUUAGUGUGACAAUUUCGCAGAUCAAUGGACAAGACAAUCCAUCACAUUCAGUCCAUUCGUUUAAUGUGGGGAAGAUGAGGAUAAAACUUUGUAGAGGAUGGAUCACAAAGGCGAGAGAAAUUUACUCAGCAUCCAUGCAGUUAUGUGGAGCUCAAGCGAUUUGUAGCAAUGCUGCCUCAAAGUCACUGUUCUGGCAACCCAGGAAGGGGCUCUCCUUCGUGCUGAAGUUCGAGACAGAGCAAGCGAGGAAUGCAGCCAUUACGAUUGCCAGAAAGUUCUCCAACGAUUGCAAUCAGGUUAUGCUUGCUGGACCAGAUGAUCAAGUAUAGAACUGGGGAAAAAGGGUCUCUGCUACUAACCAAGGCAUUGUAUUUUCUUUUUCCCUAAUUUGGGGAGCUUUUCUUCUUUUCACAGUAGGGAGUGGUGUGUGGAAGUGUUUAAAGAGAGUGUGGGGUUUUUUUUGCCUUGGUGGUGAAGAAAAAGAGAAUGCAGCUUUACCAUUUGUAAUUGCUUUAUUUUUCUUUUCAAGUUUUUCAAAUUUUGGGGUUAUGAAUCUGGUAUGACUUUAGGCAUGUGUGUUUUAUUAAUUUGCCUGACAUCAGUUUGUAAACAAAGUUUUAGAUCCGUUUCUCUGUAAUUUAAUUUGAUGACUCAGCUUGUCUGUGGCUUCCUUCCAAGAAAAAAGGAACGAUGGCUUAUUAAUGG
Molecule: messenger RNA, 2997 nt
Organism: Linum tenue
Lineage: Eukaryota; Viridiplantae; Streptophyta; Magnoliopsida; Malpighiales; Linaceae
Source: the annotation of a GenBank genome assembly